AUGGGCUCCAAACGUGUGGUCGCAGCAGCGACCCGCCUCGUCUCUGGAGCUUGGGACCGUCUGUUGAACGUGUGGUGGGAGAGUGACCAGGAGCGUGGGCGUUUGCUUUGGAACGCUUGUGCGCAGAGCUCCCCGGAUGCUGCAUUGGAGCUGUUGAAAACUUGGUCCCCGUCCCGCGCGCGUGACGCCGCCCGUGCCUUUGCCGCCCAACCAUGCUUUGAUCAGAGAGAGUUUGCCCUGGAUCCGUACCGACUGAUGGGUGCACUGCUGGCGGACAUUGCAGCGGGCCUGCUUUUGGCCGCCGGCGCCAACCCAAACUUGGCCAACGAGGAUCAGCGAACACCUGUGCUGAUUGCUUGCAGUCAAGCCUCGCCGCAGCUGCUUCUCCUUUUGCUGAAGCACAAUGCCGACUUGACCAAAGGAGGCACGCAUCGUUCUGCACAUCUCGGGGCGCUGCGGGCUGUUUACAAAGGUCACUUUCCAUUUGCCUUGGUUCACUCGCGCCUAGCUCCAGCCGUGCAGUUCAGCCCCAGCCGUCUGGGAGUCACGUGUUUAGCUCUCAAGCGCGCUCUCUCCCCCUCGACAGUUCCGCAGUUCCACAGCUACACAGCUCUAUACAAUGUAGCUCUAGACCUCUAUGCUUCUAUAGCUCUAUACCUCCUCUCUAGCUCCAUACCUCCAUACCUCUAUACCUCUAUAACUCUAUACCUCUACCUCUACACCUCUACACCUCUACACCUCUACACCUCUACACCUCUACACCUCUACACCUCUACACCUCUACACCUCUACACCUCUACACCUCUACACCUCUACACCUCUAUACUUCCAUAG
Molecule: messenger RNA, 834 nt
Organism: Monosiga brevicollis MX1
Lineage: Eukaryota; Choanoflagellata; Craspedida; Salpingoecidae
Exons: 6
Coding region: 1-834 (277 amino acids)
Source: RefSeq, a predicted model, not a curated record